CUACGCACGCGUUAUUUAUCAACCAUGUCCAGCCGAUGAAUUUCGUCCUAUCUUCUUCUUUCGAACUAUAAAGACAACAGAGACUCUGAAACGUGGAAAUGGAAUACAGAUGAAGGUGCUGCACAGAACUCGAAGAUACACUGACGUUCCAGGCUGCAUCAGCCUCCGAUGAUGAUCGCACGACCCAGCAUCCCUCCAUCGACAUAUCAACAUGGAUCCAUCAGUUCAGCGGCUUCUGACUGACAAACUUUAUGACAAACGCAAGCAAGGGGCACUAGAGUAUCAAACCCAUGCUUCCGUAUGCGACGUCUAGACUGACAUCCCGCAAGGCUCGAGCGUUUUGUCAGAGAAGCCAUUGCCGACAAAGAACAUGACAAGAUUCGAAAGACUCUCGAUCAACUAUGUCAUGAUUAUGCCUAUGCUGUUCAUCUACCGCACGCUCGAAAUGGAGGACUCAUCGGGCUAGCUGCUGCAUCGAUUGCUCUGGGCUCUGACGAAGUUGCCCGAUACCUGCAGGUGAUAGUGCCACCCGUAUUGGCAUGUUUUACAGACCAAGAUGCCCGUGUACGAUAUUAUGCCUGUGAAGCCAUGUAUAAUAUCGCCAAAGUGGCCAAGGGUGAAAUCUUGGUCUUCUUCAAUGACAUAUUUGAUUCCUUGUGCAAGCUUGCGGCCGACUCGGAACUAUCUGUGAAGAAUGGCGCGGAGCUCCUCGAUCGUCUCAUCAAGGAUAUUGUCUCGGAGUCCGCUGCCUCGUAUGUGUCGGUGCUAAAUUUCCAGGAUGAAGACGGCGAGAACACGAAUUCUGAUAGGGAAAGUGCUGACUACCCCACUACAUUCUCUCUCGCCAAAUUCAUUCCACUUUUGGAAGAACGAAUUCACGUCCUCAAUCCCUUCACCAGAACAUUCCUUGUCUCAUGGCUCACACUUCUGGACACGAUCCCUGAUCUAGAACUCGUACAUUAUCUGCCAGCCUUUCUAGGUGGCCUCUUCAAGUUUCUGGGCGAUCCAAAUCGGGAUGUUUACGUGGCAACUCAAGGGCUGCUGGAGCGCUUUUUGAACGAGAUCAAGAAGAUUGCAAAGAUCAAAAGAGGCAUCGCUGAAAGUCGCAAGAGUCGAAUCAGCAACAUCAAGCCGAAAACAGAAAGCGAAGAUGGGAGCGCUACGGCAGCAGGUAGCAUAUCAGACGACAAUGCCAUCGAAGAUUCCGAAUCUGGUACAGCACAAGAUGUCCUUGAUGACGACGACGACACUGGCGGUGAUUGGAUACCUGGGCAAGACGUUCAGGUCGAUCAUGCUGCUAUUCUUGAUAUACUCCUCAAAUUCGUGGAUGUUUCCUCUAGCAAAGAAAGCACAACAAACCUUCGUCUCGAGGGGCUCUCAAAGCAAAAAGAGGAAGAGAUAGGAAUUGUGGCACUCCGCUGGAUUGACAGCUUCUUCGAAAUCAGCCCAGAGGAAAUCCUACCAUUCGUUCCACGGCUCUUGUCCCGUGUUUUGCCAUCCUUGUCGUCACAGUCAGAACAAGUCAGAACAACAGCCAGCAAAGUCAAUAGGUCAUUAAUGGACUAUAUCGUGAGUCUUCAAGACGACAAGAAGACUGAGCGUGAUGAAAGUCACGCACCAAGCAACCUUUCCGUGCUUAGCAUUCGAGACGGAGAUGCGUCGGACAAGAGACCGCUCGGAGCAGCAUCGAAAACCAGUCUUGCACCAUCAGCGAAAGAGAAUGAGCCAGGUGUCGAGGCUUCCAUCGAGGCCGAUGCGAGGUCUUUCGAAGCCAGAUCAAGAGCCAGCAUGGCGCCUUCAUUACAGGCUCCAGCCGACAUGGACUACGCAGCAGCAGUCAACACACUGACUUUGCAAUUUCUGAAUGAGAAUGAGGAAACCCGUGUUGCAGCCUUGAACUGGUUGAUAAUGCUCCACAAGAAAGCGCCAAAGAAAGUCCUCGCGUUCAACGACGGAACUUUCCCAGCCUUGUUAAAGACACUUUCAGAUCCAGCCGAAGCCGUUGUAACACGCGAUUUGCAACUGCUCUCCCAGAUUUCUAAGAACAGUGAGGAUAGCUAUUUUGCCUCGUUCAUGGUUGCCCUGCUGCAACUCUUUUCGACUGACCGCAAACUCCUCGAAAUCAGAGGCAAUCUGAUCAUACGUCAAUUAUGCAUCAACCUUCAGCCAGAAAGGAUCUACAGAACAUUGGCCGACUGCAUUGAGAAGGAUGAAGACAUCGAAUUUGCCAGCAUCAUGGUGCAGAACUUAAACAACAACCUCAUCACCGCCCCAGAAUUAGCCGAAUUGAGGAAAAGGCUUCGAAACUUGGAAAGCAAAGAUGGCCAGAUGUUCUUUGUCGCCUUAUUUCGUGCGUGGUGUUAUAACGCCGUUGCUACAUUCUCGCUGUGCUUGCUUGCGCAAGCCUAUGAACAGGCGUACAAUCUGCUGCAGAUUUUCGCGGAUCUUGAAAUGACAGUGAACAUGCUCAUCCAGAUCGAUAAGCUUGUUCAGUUGCUGGAAAGCCCCGUUUUUACGUAUCUUCGCCUACAACUCCUCGAACCAGACAGAUAUCCAUAUCUCUACAAAUGUCUUUACGGGCUACUCAUGCUUCUUCCUCAGUCUUCGGCCUUUGGCGCAUUGAAAAAUCGUCUUAACAGUGUCUCAGCAAUAGGCUUGCUUCAUACGCCAGCUGCCAUGCCUACGUCUGCAAGACCAUCGUAUGUCGUUAUGCCCCAUACUCUCAAGUUUGGUAAGUAAGAGAAAUGAGUUACUAAUACGUCCAUCUUGAUAUAGUGGCGUAUCAGGAAUGGCAUCGUCGAACAUGCCGCCCGCGCCCACCGGCGCUGUUGCAGCGCGUCUGAGCCGUAAUCGCGACAAUGCAGCCAACGAAGUCAGGUGGCCCGAACUUUUGGAUAAGUUCAAACAAACACAAGAACGUGCGCGGCGACGGAAUGAGCGACUGCUUCGAGGUAAUGACGCCGACAUACCUCUUGCCAGCGGAUUAACAUACGGCCUCCUCGAUGGCGCCAAUGGUGGUGGAACUAGCCGGACGGGUGGAAGGGCGGAGAGUGAGGGCAAGGCUCGCAGUACCAGACCGUUGAGCAUGAUCGGUGCCCCUUCCGGUCAAGGCGGACUCGUCAAGGCGGGUAGUGGCCUUACAGUAAACACAGGUUCAACUCCAAGCUUGGUGGGCUCCGAAAGACCCACGCCACACAAGCGUGGGCACAGCCUUGCGGGCGGGUUGGGCAAGUUUGUGUCGAGAGCCGGCGGGAGUAGAGAUCGCGACAAGGGAAAGAAAUAGAUGACCUGUGUUAAAAACGAAGUAGCCAGGCUUGGUCAUUGUUGGGAAUUAUAGUGGUUUAGUAAACUCUGGUAUUGUAGUAUGUGUUCCUGGUGUGUGUACUCGGUGUGGUUCCUGGUCAUCAUCACAAUCGAGGUGUAAUCCGG
Molecule: messenger RNA, 3429 nt
Organism: Exophiala oligosperma
Lineage: Eukaryota; Fungi; Ascomycota; Eurotiomycetes; Chaetothyriales; Herpotrichiellaceae
Exons: 4
Coding region: 589-2739 (716 amino acids)
Biological process (GO): positive regulation of kinase activity; phosphatidylinositol biosynthetic process
Cellular component (GO): fungal-type vacuole membrane; endosome membrane; PAS complex
Source: RefSeq, a predicted model, not a curated record